This is a messenger RNA of Echinococcus granulosus, 276 nucleotides long. RefSeq names its product Dynein light chain 1, cytoplasmic. Gene Ontology annotation, molecular function: dynein intermediate chain binding; dynein light intermediate chain binding. The record is from RefSeq and is a predicted model, not a curated record. Gene Ontology annotation, cellular component: cytoplasmic dynein complex. The transcript is spliced from 2 exons. NCBI's taxonomy places the organism in Eukaryota, Metazoa, Platyhelminthes, Cestoda, Cyclophyllidea, Taeniidae. Gene Ontology annotation, biological process: cilium assembly; microtubule-based process. The coding region runs from base 1 to 276 and encodes 91 amino acids.
AUGAUAGGCACCGAGUUCAAAGCUGUCAUCUCACAGACGGCGAUGUCUGAUAGUAUGCAGCAAAUGGCCGCUGAGGUGUCCGCCGACGCAUCCAUUCGAUACAACACUCUUGUGGGGAUAAGCAAAUUCAUUAAAGAGGCAUUUGAGAAGCAAUACGGCAACAUAUGGCAAUGUGUAGUCGGAAAAGAAUUCGCAAGUUUCAUUUCCUACAAUGACAAUGACUUCAUACUAUUCCGUCUUGGAGAUAUCUCAGUUCUUCUUUUCCGAUGCAGCUAG